AUGGAUAAAGCAGGAACUAUCAUUGCUAUUUUAAUAGUUCUCGCUUCACUCGGAAUAUUGAUAUCAAGUUUCGUAGGAAAUAGCACAAAUAAUCCACCACAAGACAAUGGAACUCACACCGGAUAUCCUGUUUGGCAUCCUCCUUUGCCGGGAUACGAUGGACAAGUACAAGAUGCAACGAUCCUUUUCUCGGCAAUAAUCAUGACUAUCACAGGAUUUUUCAUGUAUAAAUGGACCAUGUUUAACACGCAAAAGGAUAAAAAGUUAUUAACAUAUUUCGUUGAUCGAGAAGCAAAUAAAACUUCGACUCUUGGGUUUGACCGUUUAUUGGCUGCUUACUCAUUGGUUACAGCUUUAGCAGGAUUUUCAUAUUAUUUAGUCGAUGUUGGAAAACUUUGGGUGAUCGUAGGAGUAUUCCAUAAUGUACUCGAAGUUUGUAUUCUAGUUACCCUGCAUCAAGGAGGAAGAAUCACCUCGAAUUCAUUUAUAGUUUGGAUAACCUUAUAUGUGUUACUUGUUGUAGGUUUGAGCAUCUAUUUAGAAUGGCCUUUUGAUGCUCUUUGGUUUAAAGUACAAGGACUUUGUUCGGAUUACGCAUUAGUCAUUCAAUUUACGCGUAUGUAUUUGAAUACGCGUAAGGGUUAUGGCGAUGAAACUUAUCAACGUCUCCUCGAUAUAGAAAAUCCAAGACAAAAUCAACCCAAUAGAGAAAGUAUUUCCUCAGAAAUUGAAGAAAUCGAUCAAACAAAUCAAAAUGAAUAUGGUUCCAUUGGUUCCGUUGGAUAUUUCCGUCCGAAUUAUGUCAUAUUAUUAAUCUUAGCUUCACUCACUCAUAUCUUUGGAAAUGAUCUUUCCACAGUCAAGAUUUAUGAAUUCUAUUCAUAUCUUAUCUUUUCUUUUUCUUAUUGUGUCGCUUUCCCUGCUUAUGCUUAUUUUGUUUUUUUGGAUACUCAUUCUGUUGCUGUUCCUCCUGCUCUAAAAUAUGUUAUUUUACCUGAUACCAGUAUUUUAAAAGUUAUUCUUGUAACUUUAUCUACUAUUUUCCUUUCCCUUUUAACUGCUAGAUUUGGUAUAAUUACUCAGUAA
This is a messenger RNA of Funneliformis mosseae, 1086 nucleotides long. The record is from the annotation of a GenBank genome assembly. Lineage: Eukaryota; Fungi; Glomeromycota; Glomeromycetes; Glomerales; Glomeraceae.